Molecule: messenger RNA, 1471 nt
Organism: Xiphophorus maculatus (southern platyfish)
Lineage: Eukaryota; Metazoa; Chordata; Actinopteri; Cyprinodontiformes; Poeciliidae
Gene: omgb
Product: oligodendrocyte myelin glycoprotein
Exons: 3
Coding region: 78-1244 (388 amino acids)
Biological process (GO): neuron projection regeneration
Molecular function (GO): protein binding
Source: RefSeq, a predicted model, not a curated record
CAGAAAAAAUGCUUGGCUUUGUCAUAUUAAAAUGCACAAAGGAAGACGAGUGGAGCUUGAGGAGUUAAUGACCAGAGAUGAGGAGAGAUGGUGCUAAUACUGAAAUUACAAGAGGCCUCACCAUGCUGACGUCCUCCCUGUUCCUUGUGCUGCUCUGUGGGCUUUUGGGAGGCUGGGUCUUGUCCGUCUGUCCGUCUAUGUGCUCUUGUAGUGGGGGUCACCGUGACGUGGACUGUUCUUUAAAAAGCCUAACCAAGCUGCCACAUGGCCUGCAGCACAACAUCCGUUUUCUCAACCUCUCGUUUAACAGCUUGAAGGAUCUUGGUGGUCAGCUAAGCCGCUAUGAUCACCUGCGAACCCUGGAUCUCUCCUACAACCACCUGGAAAGCCUGCCGUCUGUCUUGCCACGGUCUCUAUGGGACAUCAAAGCAGCGUGGAACCGUCUACGUUGGCUCGACAAGAGAGAUACAGCUUACCACUGGAACCUUAAACUGCUGGAUCUGUCGCAUAACGAACUGGAGAGAAUAGUUUUCAUCAACAACACUCUCCUUAGUGUUACAUCUCUCAACCUCAGUCACAACAGAUUUUGGACUGUGCCCACAAACAUGCCUCAUAACUUGGAAAUUAUUGAUUUGUCAUUUAACUAUUUGGUUCAGAUUCUGCCUGGCUCUUUGGAUCGGCUUCCAAAGCUGGUUAAAUUGUAUUUGCAUGCUAACCACUUCUCAGUACUGCCUGAAGGAAUAUUUGAUAAACUGAGAGCACUGAAAACAAUCACGCUUGGAGAUAAUCCCUGGGCUUGUGAGAAAGAAGACAACAUAACAAGAAUCCUUAGAUGGGCAGAGCAAACUCAUGCGACUGUGCUGGGGUGUCCCUGUUACACAACACCAGUCUGUGGACAAAGCCAUUUGGCAACAAAGGAGAGACACCUGGAUUCUGCUCCACUCACAGAGUCAACUAUGAACAAUAGAGGAGAAGAAUAUGAUGACAUGUUCACUGCAAGCAUUGUCAUGGUGACUUCAGCUUCUGAGACAAAUCCUUCCCAGCAUAAGUCUGGGUUGGGGAUGUGGACCUCUACAGGUUUUCACAGCAUCUCCAAGCUCACAAGCACAACAGAACACCUGCUGUCUUCCACUGUAAAGCCCAAGAUGGCCAACUCCCAGAGCAAAAGUCAAAAGGUAUUUGCUCAGAUUGAAAUGGUGCUUCUAAAUAUUUUUGUUCUAACAAUAGCACUCAGCAUGUACUGAACUAAAGGCGCUUGACGCACCAAAUUAGACACCACAUUACCCUUAUGCUUAUAUGUGGAGUGCCAUAUGAUGCCUACAAAUGUUAGUAAUUACGUUUGCAAUUCAAUAGUUAGAACACAAAUGCAUGAUCCUGUCAUUCCUUGUGUGGGAAAUAAACUAAGUCUAUUGAGAUCAUUCGUUUUUGUAAGAUUUCCAACAAGAUUAAUACAAACUGGAAGCAGAACCAC